This is a messenger RNA of Phytophthora sojae, 471 nucleotides long. RefSeq lists its product as hypothetical. The record is from RefSeq and is a predicted model, not a curated record. The transcript is spliced from 2 exons. Bases 1 to 471 code for a protein of 156 amino acids. Lineage: Eukaryota; Oomycota; Peronosporomycetes; Peronosporales; Peronosporaceae.
AUGAUUCUUGAUACAAAUGGACGACUGGGAAUAGGUACAACAACACCAAGUACAACUCUACACGUUAGUGGAACCAUUUCGAAUACAUUUAAUGUUGGUGGUCAGUUAUAUGCCCAAGGAACAAGCACAGCUUAUACAACAAGUCAAUUGGGUCCAGUUACAGUUAGCGUUGCUGCUAUGUUUGGUGGUCCUAUUCAAUGUUCGUCGAUUUAUUGUACAUCGGAUCGUAGAUGUAAGGACAUUAUCGACCAAUUAGACACUGAUUAUUGCGAUAAAUUCUAUGAUCUAAAUGUUUAUGAAUACAAAUACAAAGGGUCAGAUGAAACAAUUCCAAAAAUUGGUUUCAUUAGAUAUCAGAUGAACAUUGAUUAUAGUAAAAUUACAGCGAUCAACUUCUGUAUGAUAAAAAAAUUACUCAAUCGUGUGAAGCAACUUGAGAUGGAGCUAAAGCAUAGCAAUCAAAACAAGUAA